This is a messenger RNA of Gloeophyllum trabeum ATCC 11539, 219 nucleotides long. RefSeq lists its product as uncharacterized. Bases 1 to 219 code for a protein of 72 amino acids. The transcript is spliced from 2 exons. The record is from RefSeq and is a predicted model, not a curated record. Lineage: Eukaryota; Fungi; Basidiomycota; Agaricomycetes; Gloeophyllales; Gloeophyllaceae.
AUGCGGGAGCAACAUCCCGAUGACCGACUCGAGACCGUGCCGAAGGCCACGUCGCAUACAGACCCGCAGCGGCGAGUCAUAUGUCAAGAUUGCCCUGGCAGGUUAUAUAGUGUCGGGCCAGGUGAAACCCUCAAAAACUUCGAACUGCACUUGAAGAAUCGACAGCACCGGCAAAGAGUUGCCGACCGCGUUGCAAACGCACAGACAGCCGGACAUUGA